This is a messenger RNA of Equus quagga, 1418 nucleotides long. It is a transcript of the gene EMC2, whose product is annotated as ER membrane protein complex subunit 2. Gene Ontology annotation, biological process: protein folding in endoplasmic reticulum. Gene Ontology annotation, cellular component: EMC complex. The coding region runs from base 243 to 1094 and encodes 283 amino acids. The record is from RefSeq and is a predicted model, not a curated record. NCBI's taxonomy places the organism in Eukaryota, Metazoa, Chordata, Mammalia, Perissodactyla, Equidae. Gene Ontology annotation, molecular function: protein binding. The transcript is spliced from 12 exons.
CGCGCCUCCCCGCCCUCUCACCCCGCUGCCUCUAGGUUCUGAGAAGAUGGCGAAGGUUUCAGAGCUUUACGAUGUCACUUGGGAAGACGAGAACAAUAAAGUACAAAGUGGUUAACUCACCCAGUAUCACACAGCUAGAAAGUGAAAGAGCUGGAAUUUGAACUCAAGGAAGAGGAAACUGGAGAAAGAAGAUGAAAAUGUAAAACUUGUGGAAAUUUGAAACACAGGAAAAGCCUUUGGAAAUGCGAGAUAAAAUGAGAAAAUGGAGAGAAGAAAACUCACGAAAUAGUGAGCAAAUUGUGGAAGUUGGAGAGGAAUUAAUUAAUGAAUAUGCUUCUAAGCUUGGAGACGAUAUUUGGAUCAUAUAUGAGCAGGUGAUGAUUGCAGCCCUAGACUAUGGUCGAGAUGACUUGGCAUUGUUUUGUCUUCAGGAGUUGAGAAGACAGUUCCCUGGAAGUCACAGGGUCAAGCGACUAACUGGAAUGAGGUUUGAAGCCAUGGAAAGAUAUGAUGAUGCUAUUCAGCUAUAUGAUCGAAUUUUACAAGAAGAUCCAACCAACACUGCUGCAAGAAAGCGUAAGAUUGCCAUUCGAAAAGCCCAGGGGAAAAAUGUGGAGGCCAUUCGGGAACUGAAUGAGUAUCUGGAACAAUUUGUUGGAGACCAAGAAGCCUGGCAUGAACUCGCAGAACUUUAUAUCAAUGAACAUGACUAUGCUAAAGCAGCCUUUUGUUUAGAGGAGCUUAUGAUGACUAAUCCACACAACCACUUAUACUCUCAGCAGUAUGCUGAAGUUAAAUAUACCCAAGGUGGACUUGAAAACCUCGAACUUUCAAGAAAGUAUUUUGCACAGGCAUUGAAACUGAACAACAGAAAUAUGAGAGCUUUGUUUGGGCUUUACAUGUCGGCAAGUCAUAUUGCUUCUAAUCCAAAAGCAAGUGCAAAAAUGAAAAAGGACAACAUGAAAUAUGCUAGUUGGGCAGCUAGUCAGAUCAACAGAGCUUAUCAGUUUGCAGGUCGCAGUAAGAAGGAAACCAAAUACUCUCUUAAGGCAGUCGAAGACAUGUUGGAAACACUGCAGAUCACCCAGUCUUAAGGUUUCAAAAACUCUUUCACAUUACAUUUCACAACUGCCAAUUGAACUUAUUGGCCUGUGAUUUAUUUACUAAAUGCCCAGUGCUAUUUAUAUACUAGUUUUCUGUUAAGAAGGCAAUUGUAAAGAAUGUGUUUAUAUAAACCCAAAAAUGCCUUUUACUGCUAAGCAGGAAGAUGGGGAAAGUCCAUGGAAGAGAGACUUAAUAAAACUCUUAUUGAUUGUACAUCAUUCUCUUCAUAUCACACAUAUAUUACUGUUUUUAAACCACAAUCUGAUGUAGAAAUAACCUUGUUAAAUAAACCAUGAUGAUUUAAUAAACUUGCA